UGGCCAUGGGUGAAUUUAAUUGCACCAGCCUGAUAUUACUUUACCCUACUAUUUUUCUCAUCCUCCUCUUCUCUGCAAUAAAUCACCAUUAUUCCAGCUUGGUCUUUGAUCUUCCAUCUCUUUUACAGUCCGAUGAUCAGCCGCCGGAGUCCGGCGGACCCGGCCACAUUACCAUCGGCCCUUUUGUUGACGAUAAGAAAGAAAUUCUGAACACCAGUACUGUUGUAAUUAACACUACUGUUACACAGAUGAAAAGGAAAAAUAUUGAUAAAUAUGAGAAAAUGGAAGCGGGUUUGGCGAGAGCUAGAGCUGCAAUAAGAAAAGCAGCUCGAACAAGAACAUAUACAUCUUACAAGGAAGAGAGUUUUGUCCCAAGAGGAGCCGCUUACCUCAACCCUUAUGCCUUCCAUCAGAGCCACAUUGAAAUGGAAAAGAGAUUCCGAGUGUGGUCAUACGAGGAAGGAGACCGGCCAAUCUUUCACAUGGGGCCGAUGAAUGAUAUAUACGCCACAGAAGGGAGCGUCAUCAAUGAAUUUGAGGGCCAGACAAGCCUAUUUUCAGCUCACAAUCCCGACGAGGCCCUUGCUUUUCUCAUUCCUGUCAGUGUCGUUUCCAUUGUAGAAUACGUUUACAGACCCUAUCACAACUAUUCGCGAAUAAGGCUUCAAAGCAUUGUAGAAGAUUACAUUGACAUCGUCUCCAACAGAUAUCCUUACUGGAACAGAACCAAGGGAGCUGACCACUUUAUGGCAGCUUGUCAUGAUUGGGCACCUGAUGUUUCAAAAGGUCACAGGCCUGAUCUUUUCAAGCAUUUCAUUAGAGUGCUUUGCAAUGCCAAUUCUUCUGAGGGUUUCGAACCAAUCCGAGAUGUCUCCUUACCUGAAAUCAACCUCGGUAAAGGCGUAAGAGGUUUACCGGACCCUGGCUUUAUUCAACCGCCAAAUAACCGUUCCACGCUAGCCUUCUUCGCCGGCGGUUCUCAUGGUUUUGUGAGAAAAGAGCUGUUCAAGCAUUGGAAAGAAAAAGACGAGGAGAUUCGAGUCCACGAAUACCUACCGAAAACCCUAAACUACAAAGAGCUGAUGGGCAAAAGCAAGUUCUGCUUGUGCCCCAGUGGGUAUGAAGUUGCUAGCCCUAGAGUGGUGGAGUCCAUAUACUCAGGGUGUGUGCCAGUGAUAAUUUCUCCUGACUAUGUUCUACCCUUCAGCGAUGUUCUUAAUUGGAGUAUGUUUUCAGUGCAUGUACCGUUUGAAAAGAUUUCGGAGAUAAAGACCAUUUUGAAAGGAAUUUCUGUUGACAAGUAUUUGGCAAUGCAACGAAGAGUUAUUCAAGUACAACCACAUUUUGUUCACAACAGUCCAGCUAAACCGUUUGAUUUUAUGCAUAUGAUUAUGCACUCUGUUUGGCUUAGGAGACUUAACGUGAGGUUGUAGCUUGGUUUUAGCCUUA
Messenger RNA from Humulus lupulus (European hop), 1449 nucleotides. RefSeq names its product probable glycosyltransferase At5g11130. Gene Ontology annotation, molecular function: glycosyltransferase activity. Lineage: Eukaryota; Viridiplantae; Streptophyta; Magnoliopsida; Rosales; Cannabaceae. The transcript has 4 exons. Bases 6 to 1433 code for a protein of 475 amino acids. The record is from RefSeq and is a predicted model, not a curated record.